Messenger RNA from Triticum turgidum subsp. durum (durum wheat), 1215 nucleotides. NCBI's taxonomy places the organism in Eukaryota, Viridiplantae, Streptophyta, Magnoliopsida, Poales, Poaceae. The record is from the annotation of a GenBank genome assembly.
AUGGCACGACUGCUCCUCCUCGUCCUGGCCACCUCACUCGUUGCGCUGGCGUCGUGCCAACGUCUUCCGGUGCUCGCACCGGUCACCAAGGACCCCGCCACCUCCCUCUACACAAUCCCCUUCCACCAGGGCGCCAGCCUCGUCCUUGACAUCGCCGGCCCGCUCGUUUGGUCCACGUGCCAGCGCGGCGAUCUGCCGACAGACAUCCCGUGCAGUAGCCCCACCUGCCUCCUUGCCAACGCCUACCCGGCCCCGGGCUGCCCCGCGUCCAGCUGCGGCAGCGACAGGCACCACAAGCCGUGCAAGGCGUACCCAUACAACCCGGUCACCGGCGCCUGCGCCGCCGGGAGCCUCGCCCGCACGACGCUCGUAGCCAGCACCACCAACGGGAAUUACCCGGUGAGCGAGGUGAACGUCCGGGUCCUGGCGGCGUGCGCGCCGAGGAAGCUCCUGGCGUCGCUGCCCCGGGGCUCCACUGGCGUGGCCGGGCUCGGGGGCUCCGGCCUGGCGCUGCCGGCUCAGGUGGCGUCCACCCAGAAGGUCGACAACAAGUUCCUCCUCUGCCUCCCCAGCGGCGGCCCUGGCGUGGCCAUCUUCGGCGGCGGCCCGCUCCCGUGGCCGCAAUUGACGCGAUCGAUGCCGUACACGCCGCUCGUCACCAAGGGCGGCAGCCCCGCGCACUACAUCUCCGUCAAGGCCAUCCAAGUGGAGGACACCCGCGUCUCCGUCUCAGAGCGCGCGCUCGUGAUGCUCAGCACGAGGCUGCCCUACGCCAUGCUCCGCCGGGACGUGUACCGCCCAUUGGUGGACGCGUUCACCAAGGCCCUAGCGGCGCAGCCUGCCAACGGAGCGCCCGUGGCGCGCGCCGUGAAGCCUGUGGCGCCGUUCGAGCUGUGCUACGACACGAAGUCGCUGGGCAACAACCCCGGCGGGUACUGGGUGCCGAACGUCGGGCUGGCGCUCGACGGCGGGAGUGACUGGUGGAUGACUGGGAAAAACUUCAUGGUGGACGUCAAGCCGGGGACGGCGUGCGUUGGGUUCGUGGAGAUGAAGGGGGUGGAUGCCGGCGCCGGCAGGGCGCCGGCGGUGAUACUCGGAGGAGCCCAGUUGGAGGAACUCGUGCUCGACUUCGACAUGGAGAAGAAGCGGCUCGGGUUUCUCAGGCUGCCACACUAUAUGGAUUGCAGCAGAUUCAAUUUCACUCGAAGCGCUUAG